UUUAGUAUAAUAAAUUUAAAUGUAUUGCCUAUUAUUGCUAAUUAAAUAUUAUACAUGUUGCAUAUGUACGUAAAAAUAGUUUUUGCGUAUAAAAAAAAAAUAAGAAAAAAAAUUAAAUACUGAAUAUUGAGCAUUAUUAUAUAUAUCCAAGCAAGCAGUAAGCUUGGUGCCGAGAGACAAAAAGAGCUAUAUAAUAUUUUUAAAAGAAAAAGAAAGAUAAAAAAGAAAAAAAAAAGGUGAGGACAGAAAUAGAGGAUAGGUUGGUGGCGAGAAGAAAAUGAAAAAAAAAAUGGAAUGACUGUGGACGGUGUGAUGGCCGAGUAUAAGCGCCUGCUUGGUAAAUGUAUUUGGUUUGUGUGUUGCGGACUGUGUAUAUAAAGAGAGAGAGAGAGAGAGAGAGUAGAUCGGUCGUCGUUGUGAGUUUGUGAUAGUCGGAAAGAGACGAGUCGGAGCGAAGAGAAACGACUUCCACUGUACAUUUAGUUUGACGGGACAUAGAGGGGUAUACGAGGGGAGUAACGAAGAAUCAUUGUAAAUGGCUCAACAGUGUGUGGGGUGAGAGUAUAUGUGUGUAUAUGGAGGGGAAAUAAAGUGUCGGGAGACAGAGCGGCGCGGGGCAAAGUGAAUAGAAUAGUGGCGAGGCAACAGAGCAUACCACAGCAAGCCAAGAAGCGGAGUUUCAGUGGGUAGCAGUCGUAGCAUACAGGCAACACGUAGUGGGGAUAAAAAUUAGUUACGGCAUCCACCAAGACCUAAAAGGAACUCGGUUCGUACUCCGACUUGGCCACACUGUGCAAUGUUAUGCGUUAAGAUACCUUCGUGCGUGAUCGUGCUCCUCAUUGCAAUCGUCAUUGGCAAUAUUUAGUUGAGAUAGUGUUUGUGCAUCGCGUGAUCAAAAUAAUAUUAAUAAUAAACUUAAAAAAAAAAAAAAAACAAUAUACAAAAAAAUACAAUAUAUAUUUUAGUGUUUAAAAUUUUUUGUAUUAUUAUUAUUGAGUGUUUUGGAGUGAUUUUGAAGAAAAAAAAAACAGUUUUUAUUAUUUUAAUUAUUACUUUGUGUUGGAUAUUAUUAAAAAUGGCACAAACUGCUGGUAAAGUUUUAGUUAAUAAUAGUAGUGAUGCUAAUUUAGUGAAUAGUAAUAAUCAGCAAAUACUUUCGCCUGUUAGCCAGGCAAAAAAAAGAGUUGCCACGGUUGGUAGCCGACGGAUUUUUCCUGCAUCAUUUAAACUAUUAGUACUUGAUUCAUAUCGUAAUGAUGGAGAUUGUCGUUUAAAUCAAAGAGCAACAGCACGUAAAUGGAAUGUACAUAGACGACAAAUUCAAAAAUGGCUCCAAGGUGAAGAAAAUUUAAGAAAAUGUGCUAAAAAUUCAAAAAAUAAUUGUAUUGUAUUAACAAAUAAUGGACCAACAUUAAGUGUACCCAUUAAAAAUAGUAUUAAAAAUAGAAAACAAUUAAUAUUAAAUAAAUCAUCAAUUGAAAAUUCAAUUGUACCAUCACAACCAGUGCCGGCCUUGAACCUCAACCACGCCAGACUGCACGGCGACGAGCUGACGUCCCGACAAGGGCCCCCACCUAAUCAUGUUACUUCACAUCUACAAUGUGGGAUUUCGCCCACCUCAACCCAGUGCAUACAGCAUCCAUCUUCACCAAUAACAAAUGAUAUUCGAUUAAAUGGACUUAUAGAUGCUUAUUGUGAGUAUCCAAAUCAUCCACCAUCUCUUGCUUAUCAACAACAACAACAACCAAUGAUUGAGAUAAAUAAUAAUAAUAAUUUUACUCAUAGCAUAAGAAAAUUAUGUAUUCUCAGUGAAAUAUAUGAUCGUCAGGCAUACAAUGAUUAUCACAAUAUUGAUAGUAGCAGUAGUAGCAGUAUUAGUAGUGCUAGUAGUAUUAGUGGUACUACUAAUACAUUGUAUCAACAACAACCACAACAACAAACACCAGUAACAGCUUCUUCCUAUCUAACCAAUACAAGAUACAACAAUCAAGAAGAUCUGGAGAAUGCUUAUCUUGGUGUGCUUACACCCAAGUCGUCAUUGUCUAGUCAUGUGUCAUUUUGUCAUCAACAAGACAAAGCCUCAUCUGGAAAUGAUUUGCUCAUACCAGCAAUUAAAACAGAACGUGCUAGUCCAGAUUCACAAAUGAUACCAGUAUUGUGCAAUAGUAAUACUUCAGUAUCACACACACAUAAUACAACAACAGCUACAAAAAAUACUGGUGAUGAUGAUAUUUAUAUUCCAAAGAUACGUAAAGCAAUGAAUAAAUCAUUUGAAAAUAAUAAUAAAAAUAAUCAUCAAGUUUUUAUUAAAAAUGAAUUGCCAGAAAUGCUUAUGCCAAAUAAUCAAUUGAAAAUUAUGCAAAAUAAUAAUAGCAAUAUUGAGAAUGAACAAUUGAUUGAUGAAAGAAUAAAAAUUGAUGUUAAUUAUCAGCAUGAUAAUAAUAAUAAUGAUACAAGUGAUGUACAGACACAUGGUACUUCAAGUCCAUUAAAAGAAUAUAAUUAUUCUGCUUCACAAAGUCCAAGAGAAACAGCAAGUAUAUCAAGCAUAUCAUCUCAAAAUUGUUAUUGUGACAGUGAUCCACUUGAUUAUUCAUCAACUAAUGAUAGCCAUGGUAUGAAAAAAAAACCUCGUAGACGUUCAUAUUCAUUGAGAUUUAAAAAUGAUGUUCUUGAUGCAUUUUAUAAUGAUAUGGAAAUAGUUAAUAAUCAACGUGCAACUGCUAAAAAAUAUGGUAUUGAUAGACGUCAAGUACAAAAAUGGCUAUCUCAAGAAUUAAAAUUAAGAGGUGGAGUUUUAAUACGUGGUGGUGAUAUGAGACAAAGAUUAAGUACAUGUCAAGAAAUAACUGUACCAUUUGAAUCACCAGUUGAUUUACGUACACCAUCUGACAGUCAAAGUGAAAAUGAACAUGACAAUAAAACAUCAUCAUCAAUAAAUUAUUGUUAUGAUUCAUCAAGUGAAAAUAUUUCUUGUUAUCAACAUAAUAAUAAUAUUGAUAAUGAAAUACCAUCAAGAAUUUGUAAUUUUUCUUGUUGUUCUGGUAGAGAUACAUUUCCAACAAUAUCAUAUUAUCCAGAAUCACAAAAAAGUUAUUAUAUUGAUUCACAAUCAGGUUAUUAUUAUUAUCCACAAAAAAAACAACAAGAUAAUUUAUCAUCAACAUGUAAAUCAAGCUACUGUUGUGAUGAAAUUCCAUCAAGAAAACGUCAAUGUACUGAAUGGCCAGAUGAGGCAGCUCAAGAAACACCACUCUGUCUAGUCAAACCAAAACGUAUAUAUUCACCAGCAUCAUCAUCACCAUCAUCACCAGAUGAACCAGUUAGUAGUACUGUUCCAACACCACCAGUUUCAACAAUUAUUCCAGAAUCAACAAAAAAAGAUGCUAUUCUUUUUAGACCUUAUUUGGAUGAACCAAUCAGUAAGCCAACUAAUAAUUCUUCACGUCAAGGUGUUAUUGUUAAUGGUCAUAAUAUUAAUAAUAAUAAAAACAAUAAUGACAAUAACAAUAAUAAUAAUUAUCAUGUAAAUGAUAAACGUAAUUAUGAUGAUACUAAUGAAGUCAACUACAGGCUACCUGUCUCAUGGAGAACAUCUUAUAUACCUGAUGGACUAUGUAGUGCUUUUACAAGAUACCCCGUCAAUCCACAAUAACAAGUAAAUAUAUUUUUAUUAAUCAAGUUUCAGUUACUUGCCUUUAAUGGAUAUUUAUAAUGUUCUUAGAAAAGACCAUCAUCUAUGGCAACAUUUAAUACAUCGUUUAAUAGAGUUCAAUGACAAUCAAUUAAAGAUAUAAAUUUAUUUUUCUUUUUUAUUUCUAAACAUCACGUUAAUCGGACUUGUAUUAAAUUUUAUCACUGAAAUUUAUUUUGCUAGAUAAUUGAUAACCAGUGCCGAAAGUAUUUAUCUAAAGAUUAUAGAAAAAAAAAUAAAUAACAAGAAUGAUUUUAAUUAUUAUUAUCGACAUUUAUUUUUCAAU
Molecule: messenger RNA, 3980 nt
Organism: Aphidius gifuensis
Lineage: Eukaryota; Metazoa; Arthropoda; Insecta; Hymenoptera; Braconidae
Product: ras guanine nucleotide exchange factor P-like
Exons: 1
Coding region: 1076-3655 (859 amino acids)
Source: RefSeq, a predicted model, not a curated record